This is a messenger RNA of Oreochromis aureus, 721 nucleotides long. Its product is annotated as histone H3. The coding region runs from base 16 to 672 and encodes 218 amino acids. Lineage: Eukaryota; Metazoa; Chordata; Actinopteri; Cichliformes; Cichlidae. Gene Ontology annotation, cellular component: nucleosome. The transcript is spliced from 2 exons. The record is from RefSeq and is a predicted model, not a curated record. Gene Ontology annotation, molecular function: structural constituent of chromatin; DNA binding; protein heterodimerization activity.
GAAAAGAGAGAAAGAAUGGCAAGAACCAAGCAAACCGCUCGCAAGUCUACUGGAGGCAAAGCCCCCAGGAAGCAGCUGGCCACUAAGGCCGCUCGUAAGAGCGCCCCGGCCACCGGAGGUGUCAAGAAGCCUCAUCGUUACAGGCCCGGUACCGUGGCUCUGCGCGAGAUCCGCCGUUACCAGAAAUCCACCGAGCUGCUGAUCCGCAAGCUGCCCUUCCAGCGCCUGGUCCGCGAGAUCGCCCAGGACUUCAAGACCGACCUGCGCUUCCAGAGCUCUGCCGUCAUGGCUCUGCAGGAGGCCAGCGAGGCUUACCUGGUCGGACUCUUCGAGGACACCAACCUGUGCGCCAUCCACGCAAUGAGUGGAAGAGGAAAGGGGGGCAAAGGACUCGGAAAAGGAGGCGCCAAGCGUCACCGUAAGGUGCUCCGUGAUAACAUCCAGGGCAUCACUAAGCCAGCUAUCCGCCGUCUGGCUCGUCGCGGUGGUGUCAAGCGUAUUUCUGGUCUGAUCUACGAGGAGACCCGUGGUGUGUUGAAGGUGUUUCUGGAGAACGUCAUCCGCGACGCCGUCACCUACACUGAGCACGCCAAGAGGAAGACCGUGACCGCCAUGGAUGUGGUGUACGCUCUGAAGAGGCAGGGCCGCACUCUGUACGGCUUCGGCGGUUAAGUUUACAGUACUGAUCCAAGCAACAAAAGGUCCUUUUAAGGACCACCCA